GCUCUCAUCUCCUUCUUUCCCUUCCUUCCUCUCCUUGUCCUCCUCCAUCCAGCUCCUCUCAAAGUUUGAGGCUUUUUUCUUUUUUUCUUGUUUUAUUUUCUUUCUUGGUAGGAGUAACAAUACUAGGGUCUCUUCCUCUUUCUCUCUCUCUUUAUCCAAGGAGACGAAUCCAGAGGCAAAACUUCAGGGUUUGUAAAAAUUUUUUGGAUCUAAUCGACUAACUCCAAAAAAAAAAGAAGAAAUCAGCGAGAGAGAAAAAAAAGAUGAGCCACUUCGCCGCCGCCAUGAAGAGCCCUCUCCCCAUCGCCGCCUCCGCCGCCGUCGCCACCGGCGGCGACGGCAAGAGCCCGCUCUUCUGCCCCAAACCUCGCCGCCCCGUCGCGCCCCUCCGCUGCCACCACGACAUGGAUCUCCUCGACCUCCUCCUCUCCAAGGGGGAGGAGACGCUGUUCUGCGGCUCGCCGCCGCGGCGCGCGUCGAACCCGGUGGUCCACGACAGCCGGUUCGGCCUCGACUGCCCGCCGAUGCCGGCGUGGUCGCCGGCGCCACCGGUGGCGCCGCCGGUGGUGGUGCACCGCCCGACGCCGCGGCCGGCGGUGGCGAUGCCGAUGUCGUCGCCGCGCGGCAGCGGCGGGUGCACGGCGCGCGCGCGGCUCGCGUUCCAGCCGGCGGCCGUCCGCGUCGAGGGUUUUGACUGCCUCGACGGUGGCCGCGGCGGCCGCGGCCAUGGCAUUACCGCCAUGGCCUAAGCUUGUUGCUGCACAUACACCCCAAAAAAAAAUAACCUAAGAAAACAUCACCUCCUCUUCUUCUCCACCAUGGAUGCCCAAAAAAAACCACAAAAAAGCUUUUCUUGGAUUCUUGGUGGAGAGGGGAGGAGAGUGAGGAGGAGAGAGAUUAAGCCCUAAAUUUAACCCUAAAAAAAACUACUACUACAUAAUCAAUCCAUCAUCCCAUCCUUCCAUAUAAUCCCACAAGUAUAAUUGAGAGUUUAGGUAAUUUACCAAGAAAAAUCUUUUUGUAUGUAAAUAAAUCUCAGGUGUCAAGGUCCUUGAUGUAAAUUCUAUGGGGGGUUUAGAAAAUUUAGAGGGAGGAGACAGGGACAAAAGGGGUUCAUCAAGGAGAGCCCUUUUGGAUUUAAUCAAAAAAAAUUUUUCUCUUCAUCUGUCCCUGUAAACUCUCUUUGGGAUUUAGUAGCUAAUUGAAUUAGUAGGUGGGAAGGGGGGUUGGGAUUAGUUAGGUAUCUGUCCCUAGUUUAUUCUAUCAUGAUGAUGAUGCUUAUUUUUGGUUUUUGAUGGAAUUGUUUUUUGUCCAUGCAACCAAGAAAUGCAAAGGCCAUGGAGAUAUGUACAAAAGAGUGGCUACAAGAAGAGAGUAAGAGAGCAGCUUAGCUUUAGGUUCAAUCAGUGUGAGGGAGACAUGAAUGAUGUAUCUGUGAAAUCUUUUUCUUUCUUUUUUGUAUAUUGUAAUAUCUUGUUGGAUUUCCAAUGAAGCAAUCUGUAUAAUAUGCUAUGAUUAUCAAUUAUCAUCACCACUACUUAUAA
Messenger RNA from Oryza sativa Japonica Group (Japanese rice), 1544 nucleotides. RefSeq lists its product as uncharacterized. Lineage: Eukaryota; Viridiplantae; Streptophyta; Magnoliopsida; Poales; Poaceae. The record is from RefSeq and is a predicted model, not a curated record.